Molecule: messenger RNA, 843 nt
Organism: Entrophospora candida
Lineage: Eukaryota; Fungi; Glomeromycota; Glomeromycetes; Entrophosporales; Entrophosporaceae
Source: the annotation of a GenBank genome assembly
AUGGAAGCACAGCGAGUAUAUCUCACUGGUAGUAUGAAAAUGUACAGCAAAGUUGCAGAAUAUAACGCCAAAACAUUAUUCUCUGAAGACUAUUCCAAUAUCUUUCCCUCUCAAAAUGGACGUAUUGAAGCAAGCACAGAUGAAGAAAACAAUCUGAUGUUUGGGAAGGGCGAGAAGGAUGAGGCGAAUUAUAAUAAUUCUUUAGAUGUUCAGAUUAAUAUUGAAAAAACAAAAUUUCUCGAGUUGAGGGGUCGCAACAUAUAUCCACUUUGUAAGCCAUUUAGAGAACUUUCCAAAGAAAAUGCAGAAGGUUUAUUUGACGUAAUAGCUGAUGAUAAUACAGCGGUUGAAUUUAAUCUUCCCAAAAAUAUAAAAGAAUAUCUCAAAGACCUUUUUAGUGGUGAUGUUAAAAACGCGUUUUCUAAGAUAGAAAAGUCACUCAAUUAUGAUGCGAACGAGAAAAACUGGUCUACUCAAACAGUUUAUCCAGAAACCGAUGCCGUUUUAUACCAAGACAAGGAUGCGACGAUUCUAUAUGAACAAUCAUAUGGACCUAUGGAAUUUGUACUAUCACACCAAUUAGAUGAUUUCGUUAAACUGGCAAAAAAUGGAGUAGACGACUUGAAUUACCACUUUACACAUAAUAACAAUUGUACAACUAUCAUGGCAAUGAAAUUUAAAUCUGUAGGAAUCCAUGGAUACAAAUAUUUAAUCUCAGUAUAUCUUACUGACAUUAUUCGUGUAAAAACUUAUAAAAUUUAUGAAAUAUUUUGCUUUAAAAUACCCAUAUCAUAUUCGGAAAAAUGGGAAUUAUUAAAUAUUGCAAGAUUUGGUGCCCUUUAG